AUGCAGGGGCGGACAGCCAGGCGGAAGGGUCCGACAGCUCCACAGCGAGGGCGGCGGUUGCCAAGAGAAGCGCCACGAUCGCGGGACGGGUGGCGGAUCGAGAUCAUGGACGGCAGACGGAGCAGGCAGGCGUCGACGCGGAGAGUGCGGACGGAGGGAGGCGGUGGCAGCGGCGACGCGGCGAUGCAUCGCCUCCGCGGGCAGGGCGGACGGCCGGUGGAUCUGAGCAGAGAGGAAGCGACCAAGCGGAGCUCGAGAGUCUUUUAUCAGGACACACAUAACCAAGCAGGUAUUGCAUAUAAUGGUGGCUUGGUGCCUUUGUUAAAACUUCUUGACUCAAAAAAUGGAUCUCUGCAACAUAAUGCUGCAUUUGCCCUUUAUGGAGUUGCAGAUAAUGAGGACUAUGUAUCUGACUUCAUUAAAGUAGGAGGUGUCCAAAAGUUGCAAGAUGGAGAAUUUAUUGUCCAGGCAACAAAGGACUGUGUGGCAAAAACAUUGAAGAGGUUAGAGGAGAAGAUAAAUGGACGAGUGUUGAAACACUUGCUUUAUUUGAUGCUAGUAGGAGAGAAAUCUGUGCAAAGGCGUGUUGCUCUGGCUCUUGCACACCUUUGUGCCCCUGAAGAUCAAAGAACAAUUUUUAUUGAUAGUAAUGGUCUUGACUUGCUUCUUGAUCUUCUGAUUUCCAUGAGCUCAAAACAUCAACAAGAUGGCUCAGCAGCAUUAUACAAAUUGGCCAACAAAGCUGCAGCACUUUCUCCCAUGGAUGCUGCCCCUCCAUCCCCAACACCUCAGGUUUAUCUUGGUGAGCAAUACGUGAAUAGUUCAACACUUUCAGACGUUACUUUCUUGGUAGAAGGAAAGCGCUUUUAUGCACACAGAAUUGCUUUGCUUGCUUGUUCAGAUGCAUUUCGUGCAAUGUUUGAUGGUGGGUACAAGGAAAAGGAUGCAAGAGACAUUGAAAUUCCAAAUAUCAGAUGGGAGGUCUUUGAACUCAUGAUGAGAUUUAUCUAUACAGGGUCAGUGCAGGUUACCAGUGAAAUUGCACAGGAUCUUCUUAGAGCUGCUGAUCAGUAUCUCUUAGAAGGCCUCAAACGCCUAUGUGAAUAUACUAUUGCGAAGGAUGUGAAUCUAGAUAACGUAUCUGACAUGUAUGACUUGUCCGAUGCCUUUCAUGCCGUGUCACUAAGACAUACAUGCAUCUUGUACAUUCUGGAACAUUUUAACAAGAUCUGCACCAGAGCUGGUUCUCCACAGCUGAUCCAGCGUGUCAUUCCAGAGCUCCGCAAUUUCCUAACCAAGGCAUUGAGUUCAUCAAGAAGUCCGAGUUCAAGCGACAGGAACUCAGACUUUAUUUUAGUCCCAAUUCAUUGA
Messenger RNA from Miscanthus lutarioriparius, 1371 nucleotides. The record is from the annotation of a GenBank genome assembly. NCBI's taxonomy places the organism in Eukaryota, Viridiplantae, Streptophyta, Magnoliopsida, Poales, Poaceae.